This is a messenger RNA of Lichtheimia ornata, 1170 nucleotides long. RefSeq lists its product as uncharacterized. NCBI's taxonomy places the organism in Eukaryota, Fungi, Mucoromycota, Mucoromycetes, Mucorales, Lichtheimiaceae. The coding region runs from base 1 to 1170 and encodes 389 amino acids. The record is from RefSeq and is a predicted model, not a curated record. The transcript has 3 exons.
AUGAGUAACGCAGCUCGCAGUGUCGAAUCGCAUGGCAUCCCCAACGCAUCGGAUCUCAGCACGACUGUCUCCUCGAACGAGAGUCGCCCCAAUGAAGUGAAUGACCUUGGCAAUGUUCCUCAUUUCACAUCUCAAACGCUGCCACCUGCUCAAAGACACAGUCGACAAGACGAACAGGAAAACGACUAUUACACGAGCGACGAAGAGUUCCCUGAAAUUACAGAAGAGGAGGUGGAGAUCUGGUCGAGAGUCGAACGCAAACGAUUUCAUUAUCGCUCUUUCCCUCAACGCGACGAAUACCUGCUACAACAGACUCUGCUUCUACGACCUUUCGAAGCGCCUACUCCCAAAGAACGUGCAGAAAAAUGGCAACUCGUAGCGACCCGCUGUGAUGAGACUAUGAAAAAGCUACCCGAGAAUGCAACUGGUCUAUACAACUUUUAUUUUGGACAUCAUGCGAAGCAGCGGUUCAGGGUACUUAUGGAGGCGCAUUAUGGAUUAUUGAAUAGCAGCAGCAAUCCCAUGUUUAUCAGCAUUUAUGGCGAAUACAGCAAUAUCAAAUCACUCAUGGAGAAAGCUUACGAUGCGUACUUGCUGGCAGGAUGUCGACCAGGGAAAAACGCUUCAUUUGCUAGCAAAAGGACAACAUCAUCUGCCAAACGGCGCCGCGUGGAUCUUGGACAGGGAAAAAUGGAGGAUGAUGACUCGUUAACGAAGCUUUGCAAGGAGUCUAGGGACAUUCUGAAUAGCAUCAAGUCAAUUCUUGUCACACAGAGAGAUGUUGCCAACGACAAUUGCGAACAACAACAGAAAUCGGUAGCGAAGAUGUUGGAAUCCAAUCAACGACGUAUUGAGGAUACGCUGGACGGCCAUGUACAUAUGGUAGAACGAAUCAAAGACGUGGUUGAACAAGAGCGACACCAUAUCUCUGAGAAUCUGUGUAAAUACGAGGAACAGCUGUCCAAUGAAUUUAAAAAGCAAGAAACGUGGAUGAAGGACUGGGUGGAAGCUCAACGAUCUCGACAACAGGAAUGGGCAGAAUUAUAUCAAAGUUGGAUGGAUAUGCAAAAGGAAAUGGCUGCUAUGCUACGACAUAUGGUGGAAAUGCAGGAUCAGGCGGAAACAAACCGAAUGUCCUUUUUACGUGAAAUGUUCGAUGCUAAAAAGUAG